AUGGAUGCUGACACGGUAGAACUCCUAACCCCGAUGGCGAGUCUCGGAGAAAGCUGCGGUUAUGAAGCGUGUCCGGCGGCGCGGGCGGGGCACAUCACGGUGCACGUCGCGCCGCACUCGCACGCCGAGCUCGGUUACACCCGCACCUUCAGCGCGCACUACACUGGCGAAGACGGCGAGGUCACGCCUAGUAAGGUGAACAUGAAGCGCAUACUCGACGCCACCAUCGCCGAACUGUGGGCUAACCCUGACAGAACAUUCACACUAUCAAGCUCGGAGUUCCCGUACUUCUUCCAUUGGUGGUCGGAGCGCCAUCCCACCGUCCACCGCAUGGUGUACGAGCUGCUGCGUCAGGGGCGGCUGGUGCUGGUGGGCGGCGGCUGGGGCAUGGCGGACGAGGCCACCACCGGCUACCGGGCCCUCGUAGACAGCUACACGUACUCCCUGAGGAAGAUCAACUCCACCUUCCUCCACUGCGGGAGACCGCUGGUGGCGUGGCAGGCGGACACCUUCGGCCACUCCCGGGAGGUGGCCUCGUUGUUGGCGCAGAUGGGCUUCGAUGGUCUGUUCUUCAGCCCCAUGAGCUUUGACGACGAGAUCAUACGCAUGAAUAGACAGGCGCUGGAGUUUGUUUGGCGAGGGAGUGAUGAUUUGGGCACACACACAGACAUACUGGCACACAAGCUGUUCGACGGCUACUGGUCUCCGCCGGGGUUCUGCUUCGGCGCGUUGUGCUCUGACCCGCUGCUCGUACACUCAGACUCCAUCUUCAACAAUAUAGAGGAGAGAGUGGACGCAUUCCUGGAAUCCAUCCGCUACCGCCAGGCUCCCCACUAUCCCACGCCCAACGUGCUGGUGAUGAUGGGUCAACGCUUCGGCUACUUCCGAGCAGCUACCUGGUUCAAGAACAUUGAUAGACUUAUCGAUGAGGUGAAGAGGAAGGCGAGUAAGGAGGGCAUUCCGGUUCACGUGGUGUACUCCUCUCCGCCGUGCUACCUCAAGGCCGUUCACAGCGCAAGACCGACCCUGGAGCCCAAGCAGGACGACUUUCUCCCGCUGGCGUACAACGAGAACUCGUAUGCCGUGGGCUUCUACACCGCGCUGCCGGCGUUCAAGCUGCUCAUCCGGCAGGCCAACGUCUACCUACAGAUGGCCAAACAGCUCCAGGUGCUGGGUAACUUGGCCAACAACACGCAUUUGUUGGAUAACUUCAUGUGGCUUGUCGGACUGAUGCAAGACCACGGCAUCAUCACGGGCGGGCUACGGGAGUCUGUCAUGAACCACUACGCAGAGAAGCUGCAUCACGCCGUAGACCAGUCUGUUGGGCUACUGGAGCAGAUCCUCAGGCGACACGGGCACCCGGCGAAUGUAAAGUACUUUAGAUGCCCGUUCAACGAGUCUUCCUGUUCGCAAGUCAAAGAUACAAGUUUUUAUAUAGUACUGUACAACCCGCUAGCUUGGAAUGUGACGGUGCCAGUCCGCAUCCCAGUUGAAGAACGAGAGUAUAACGUGUUCGGAUUCGAUGAUAACGAGCUCGCUGCAGCGCUCCUCCCAAUACCAUCACCAGUCCUGACCCUCACCAGUGACACCCAUGAGCUGGUCUUCAUUGCACAAGUACCGGCGUUAGGUUACAUAUCGUAUUACAUACACACAGACAGAGGAAUGAAGAGGAGUGCUAGACAAGUGAAUGAAGAUGAUGAAGAGACGACACAAACAACUACAAAAGACGACGAACUAGAAAUAAAGCCUAUUGAGGAAAUAGAAAGAAGAACCCAAGAAAUUAAUGGUACAGAAGAUAAUAAAAAUAUGAGUAAUGUAGACGGAGCUACGGUAGCUAAAGAGGAUCAGGAAAGAAAUUUAGUAAACCAAGCAACUCCUGCUGAAGAGUCAAAGGAUGACUUUAUAAAGAAUCAGUACAUCCAAAUUAACCUGGACAAAUACCGCAAGAUCUCCAGCAUACAACUAUCAAACGGCUUGACCACCUCACUCGACCUACAGUACUACUACUACGUGUCUGAUGACCCUCAUAGUGUCAGGGGCUAUGUGGACCCCGACAACCCGGAACCCUUCAAGCCCGAUAGGAAGAGCCCUGGGACCUACAUCUUCAGGACCAUGGACCGAAUUCCUGUGCCUAUCAUAGACACGUUACACACCAAAGUAUUUAAGACGGACGUGGUCCAAGAGAUACAUACGAGCUACUCCAAGUACGCCUCGCUGGUGGUGAGGCUGUAUGAUGGUAGACCGCUGGUGGAGGUGGACUGGAUGGUAGGCACCAUACCUGUUGAAGAUGGCCUCGGGAAAGAAGUUUUUAUAAGGUACACAACGGAUCUGAAGAGCGAUGGCGUGUUCUACACGGACGCGAACGGCCGACAGACCGUCAUGCGGAGACGGAAUUUGAGAGGGACGUAUGAACCUUUCAACUUGGACCCCAUCGCAGGCAACAUCUACCCAGUGACCUCUCGUAUAUACAUCGACGACACCAACAACAACAUGCGCUUUUCCAUCUUCAACGAUCGACCUCAAGGCGGCACCUCUCUCCACGAUGGCUCGGUGGACGUCCUGCUCCAAAGACGAAUACUAACCGAUGAUGCCGGGUUCCAAGCCUACCUUAACGUCACUAAUGUAGUCCGUGGAACCCACUACUUAUACCUAACUAAAGCAGACUACAAGCCAAAUAGAAUCUUCGAGAAGAAACUGGUCAAAGAAAUAGAAUUACACCCUCUAAAGUUUAUAGCACAGAAUAUAAGUAAAGAAAAGUGGAUGACCAUGCAGACUGAAUAUAGUGCUUUAAAAACUAAAUUACCAGUAGGUGUCCAUGUGUUAACAAUACAAGAAUGGGAUGAAAACACUUUGCUGCUGCGUUUAGAGAAUUAUUUAGAGAAAUCUGACGCACUCAAAAGUGGUACGAAACAUGUUAACAUAAAAGAUUUGUUUGUCAACAUAAAAAUUAAUAAAAUAAGGGAGACCAUGCUGGCUGGACACAUAUGGCUGGAAGAUUGGCAGCCACUACAAUGGCAGUUAAAGAAUAACUUUUUCAAGAACUUCAAUGAGUAUUAUGCCAACAGUACUGUAGAAUAUAUUAAGUCUGAGGACUUAAAGCCCGUUGAACAGGUUGAUUUGGACAAAGGUAUAACGCUGACACCACAGCAGAUACGAACAUUUGUUGUUUGGUAUGAGGUCUAAAUUGGACUUUAGCAUAA
This is a messenger RNA of Aricia agestis (brown argus), 3200 nucleotides long. Its product is annotated as lysosomal alpha-mannosidase-like. The record is from RefSeq and is a predicted model, not a curated record. Bases 1 to 3183 code for a protein of 1060 amino acids. Gene Ontology annotation, biological process: mannose metabolic process. The transcript is spliced from 19 exons. Lineage: Eukaryota; Metazoa; Arthropoda; Insecta; Lepidoptera; Lycaenidae. Gene Ontology annotation, molecular function: carbohydrate binding; alpha-mannosidase activity. Gene Ontology annotation, cellular component: lysosome.